AAGCUCUAGGCCCGGUACCGGAACACCAUCUCUCUUGGACACUGGAUAAAUUCGUUGAUAGUGCAGGCGCUUGGCGAUGGGACCUUUUCCAACCCCUACUGCCCGCGACGUCUCUAUUGCGUAUAGCUGCCACACUUCCUCCUUCCCCGGGGUCAGGCGAUGACAUUAUGUACUGGGGAUGGUCGAGCGAUGGACGUUUCACAACUAAGUCGGCAUACGAAGCACUUUUUGGGACUCAUAACGCGAAUACAAGGCGUAUUUGGAAAGAGGUGUGGAGCUGGACGGGGCCCCAAAGAAUCCGUCAAUUCAUGUGGCUAAUUGUGAAAGAACGCCUGCUCACUAAUGGAGAAAGAUUCCGUCGUCAUCUGGCUGAAAGUGCUGCUUGCGAGUUAUGUGGAAGUGCACAAGAAACGAUACUCCAUUGUCUUCGGGACUGCCCUCAUGCCGAGCAAACAUGGCGUCGUUUAAUCCCGUACCAACAUCAGAGUAAUUUGGUUGGACAAGUUUUUGAGUAUGAUGAUGAUAAGGACCCUGAUCUGGUGGUGAGGUUCUGUAAAGAUGUCGAGACGAGAUCCCAACCGGGAUAUGUGGAUUUUGGAAGAUUUGAUAAAUUCAAUUAUUUUAAUGCCGGUUCUGGACAGCAUGACUUUGUGCAGGAAUAUUACAGUGGUGACCUAAUGAAGUGUGAGAAAACUUUUGAUAAAUUGGGGCGCACAGCUCAGCUAAAUAUCAUUUGUGGAAAUUGUCCAAAUGGACAAUGUGUAGGUGGUCUGGGGUGCAUCUGCAAAGUUACCUAUGAAUCUUCAUGCAGGGUGCUCAUUGAUCUAGCCAUUCCCUGUGUGAAACCAGGUUUGCGGGUAUUUGAGGGCUUCACAGUUGGCUUUCAUCCUCGCUCGUGGGAAAUUGUCUAUAAUGGUAUGACUCAGUUGGGUUAUGAGAAGCUUUACGAUGAAUUUAGCUUCAGAACUGAGCAAAGGGAUGUGACCCUAUACUUAACUGCAGUUGCUUCCGUCUCGAAUUUAGUUCAAAAACCUACGGUCAAGAUUUCUCCGGAACAAGGAUUGGUUGUUCAGUUAUCUGGUUCUGGAGCAGACGGCAGGCCACCAACUACCUUGUCUCCCACUAUGAUACUUGUGGACUGGCGAUGUGAAAAGACUCGUGCUACACCUUAUGAAGUUGAAAUUACCAUUCCAGUGGAGAAUUAUGACCCAAUUCAGUUUACUCUUGCAAAGAUGUGUGAACACAGCCAAGGUGAACGUGGCGAAGCUACUAGAGGUUGGGCCAUAUUUGGAAUCAUAUCUUGCAUAUCAAUUGUAGCCUUCACACUGUUAUGCAUUGGAGGGUUUAUAUAUAGGACAAGAGUGACAAACCUGCGAGGGCUUGAUGCAGUACCAGGGAUGGCAAUAUUAUCGGCAUGUUUGGAAACUGUAAGUACAGUUUACUUGUGGUAA
This is a messenger RNA of Striga hermonthica, 1451 nucleotides long. The record is from the annotation of a GenBank genome assembly. Lineage: Eukaryota; Viridiplantae; Streptophyta; Magnoliopsida; Lamiales; Orobanchaceae.